AAAAAAAAGAAAAGCAAAAAAGAAAGGAGAAUAAAGAGGAAACACACAAGUCCAUUUGGCGUUACAGAAGAGAAGAAGAAGUAGGUUUGAAAUCGGAUGGAGAAUGUGCCGGGAUCGUUCGGCACUAGCGCCAGCUUCGCUCUCCGUUUCGGCCAAACCAUUUUCUCAGCUGCUGCGUUGGUCUUCAUGUGCUUCGAUUACGAUUUCUAUGAUUUCACUACCUUCUGCUAUUUGGCGACUGUGAUGGCACUUGUAACUCCAUGGAGCGUCUUACUUGCUUUAACCGAUACAUACUCUGUCUUAGUGAAACUCCUCCCUCAAGAACUACGACUUCUUUCCAUCGUUGUCGCCGGUGAUUUCGUACUGUCAUUUCUUUCUCUCGGUGGAGCUUGUGCUGUAACUAGUGCAACUGGACUGCUUUCGUAUACAGGUGGAAAUGUCUGUGAUGGUAACCUCUGUAACCAAUACCAAGUCUCGGCUGCAUUGGCCUUCUUGUGUUGGUUUCUGUUACUUGCUUCAGCUCUUUUCAAUUUCUGGAGUUUACCUUCUUUAUACUAUCAACGUUAACAGACUUAAUAUAGAUAUAGAUAGGAAUCAUAAUCAUAGGACAUGGAUGUACAUUUUACAUACAUACAACUCUAGUCAUGUCCCUGUUAAUAUAAAAUAAAAAUUUACCAGUUUAUAA
This is a messenger RNA of Capsella rubella, 685 nucleotides long. Its product is annotated as CASP-like protein ARALYDRAFT_485429. Lineage: Eukaryota; Viridiplantae; Streptophyta; Magnoliopsida; Brassicales; Brassicaceae. The coding region runs from base 97 to 567 and encodes 156 amino acids. Gene Ontology annotation, cellular component: membrane. The record is from RefSeq and is a predicted model, not a curated record. The transcript is spliced from 4 exons.